AUGAAUUUUGUUUACAUUUUCAGCAUGAAAACAAGAUCCAAUGACGCCAUAGUAACCUUUAAAGACAUCUGCUUAACCUUGAAAGAUAAGGUUAUUCUUAAUAAUGUCAAUGGCAGAGCUAGAAGCGGACAGAUACUGGCCAUUAUGGGCCCUACAGGAUCAGGAAAAACCUCUCUCCUUAAUAUUUUGGCUGGAAAUGUUUCACUGACGUCAGGGUCAAUAGAUAUGAAUGGAAACCCUUUCACAAAGUUGCAGCGGCGAAAGCAGGCGUAUAUUUUACAGAAUGAUUUAUUUCUGUCGAGGCUCACGCUGAGGGAAACACUUUACUUCACCGCCAUGAUUCGACUUCCCGAUCACGUGUCAAAGACGAAUAAGAUGGCGCGAAUAGAAGAAAUUGUCGACGCGCUUCACCUGAGAAAAUGUUUGGAUACGACCAUGGGUGACUCCAUGCAUAAAGGACUGAGUGGCGGAGAAAAGAAGCGGGCUAGCAUAGCAUGUGAGCUGCUGACCGAUCCCGACAUUAUGUUAAUAGAUGAACCAACUUCCGGUUUGGACUCGAGUACCGCCUAUGUCUUGAUGGAGGAGCUCCGGGACUUUGCCUCCCAGUAUAACAAAAUGAUUCUGACCACCAUCCACCAACCUUCUAAUCAGAUUUUUCACAUGUUCUCGUCUCUUACAUUGCUCGUGAACGGAAAAACUGCUUAUUUUGGUGACGCUCAAACAGCCUUGCAGUACUUCAGUGACCUCGGGUUGACCUUCCCUGACCACUUCAAUACCGCUGAUGUUCUAUUGGAACUGGUUACUACCACCACGGAUGUCGUGAAUAAAAUUCUUGAAGAGUCGGAUAAAAGAAAAAUUGAAACAGAUGAUAGUGGGUUCUACGAUGGAAAAACUCUACACGCUGAUGAAGCCGACACGCACGGUGUGGUGCAGUCCAAUCUGAAUGGAAACGUCCUAAAAACACCGACAAGCAAUGAAGUUGUUUGUUUAGGGUAUCAUAAAAGGGAUCCUACAGGAAUUGUGCUUGAUGUUUCGUCACUGCAACACAUGGCUAUAACCUCUCCGGCACGCUCCUUGAACCGAAAGUGGGGAAUCUCGUUUUGGACGCAAUUUCGGAUGUUGUGCUGGCGGAAUGUCAAACAGUCAAGAUCGCGGGUUUUUGAUGAAUGUAUAAUUGCACAUGCGCUGAUCUUUGGUUGCGUGUUCAGUGUUAUAUAUUACCAGAUGACACACUCCCUCGACACCUUUCAUGACCGGAUGGGAGCGGUGUUCUUGCCUUUGGUGAUUUGGGGAUUUCACAUGAUAUUCGAGCCCACGAUCAGUUUUAUGGAGGAGCUAGAAGUGGUCAGGAAAGAGCGGAAAUCCGGCGCUUACCGCCUCUCUGCCUACUACACUGCCAAGAUGGUCAGCGGACUGCCCAUGAGCAUUGUACUUCCAGUAGCACAACUCACUGCGAUGUUCUGGUUUGUGGGGUUUGGUGGUCCGAUCGAAUGCGUCAUGUAUGUGGGACUGAACCUCCUGAGCUGUUUUACAUUACAGAGUUUAGGGUACAUCGUUGGCGCCUUUGUCCAAAAUGUUAAAUACAGUUUUGCUGUCGUAAACACCACAAUGGUGAUAUUCAUUCUACUAGGGGGAUUUUUCAACACGUCCUUUCCAACAUGGUUCAGCUGGGCUAAGUAUCUGUCCAUUCUCCAUUAUCCGUUCGCCGCCAUUGUGACUUUGUUGUUCGGGGACAUCGAGCCAUUCCGAUGUGGAAAUUCCGAAAUCUAUCUCAAUUGCAAAAAUGAAACACAGAUCAUCACCGGAAGUGACGUGUUAAACAAUGUUGGAAUUGACCUACCUGUUUAUUGUUGUAUUGGGACUCUGGUUGCCUUGGUAAUACCUUUACGUGUGCUUGGGUAUUAUGUCAUUAAAUAUAAAUUGUAUAACAUGCUCUUCUAG
This is a messenger RNA of Ostrea edulis (European flat oyster), 1941 nucleotides long. RefSeq lists its product as uncharacterized. Bases 1 to 1941 code for a protein of 646 amino acids. Gene Ontology annotation, cellular component: plasma membrane. The transcript is spliced from 15 exons. The record is from RefSeq and is a predicted model, not a curated record. Lineage: Eukaryota; Metazoa; Mollusca; Bivalvia; Ostreida; Ostreidae. Gene Ontology annotation, molecular function: ABC-type transporter activity; ATP binding; ATP hydrolysis activity.